This is a messenger RNA of Vigna umbellata (rice bean), 604 nucleotides long. The record is from RefSeq and is a predicted model, not a curated record. NCBI's taxonomy places the organism in Eukaryota, Viridiplantae, Streptophyta, Magnoliopsida, Fabales, Fabaceae.
AGGAGACGAGAUUUAUGCUUCUCGUCUCGGCAGUGUAAACGCCAAUUCAAUUCCACUCUCCCUCGUUUUAUUCGUGUCACAAGUUCAAUAUCCCGUUUCUUUUCCACUUCUUUCUCUUUCUCUCUCUUUCCUCUUCGCUUUGAAGAGGGUCCAAGUCUUUGCUUCGGCUGCUUCCAGAUCUCGCAGCGAUUUGGAUCCUCCUCAAGCUUUCUCUCUACUCUCCUUCACUGUUCUGUUCCGCUUUAAAUUCGCCAGUUCAAUCGCCGGUUGCAGAUCCGAGUCUUCGAUUUUCUGUUCAUCGAUCUAAGCCACCAUGGCGGCCGCGAAUGCUCCGAUCACCAUGAAAGAAGCCCUAACCUUGCCUAGCAUUGGCAUCAAUACGCAAUUCAUCACGUUCACACACGUGACGAUGGAAUCGGAUAAGUAUAUAUGUGUUCGAGAAACCUCUCCUCAGAAUAGCGUGGUCAUCAUUGACAUGACCAUGCCAAAUCAGCCUUUGAGGAGGCCUAUCACUGCAGAUUCCGCUCUUAUGAAUCCUAAUUCUAGAAUCCUUGCUUUGAAAGGUAAGACACGUUUUUCAUAAUCUUCUCCAGAGUUUGUGUGU